AUGUCGCAAAAGCAGCCUUACACUCGAAAGUUCGUCAUUCCGCUCAGCGUCAACGAAGCUGUGACGUUCGAAAUCGCUGAACCGACACUUCGCGCCGAUGGUCUAAGUUUACAAACGUGGACGUCUUCAUAUCUGCUCGCGAGAUUGCUUCCUUCUAUUCCCGACAUCAACCCAGAGCCAGCUCCAAAUGGUUCUACGAUACCAGUCCUCGAGCUUGGAGCGGGCACUGGCCUGGUCGGUCUCACCGCUAAUCGUGUGUGGAAAGUGAAUGUGAUUCUGACGGACCUUGCACCAAUCGCACCGGGGCUCGCUUACAACAUCGCCUUGAACGAACACGCGCUUGCGGGCUCUGCCGGUCAUGGCGUCCGGCCCGCAGUGUUGUGCGGAUCGCUUGACUGGAAGCAGCCAACAAGGUUGACGUUGUACAAGGAUGGUACAUUUGAGGAACAUCUGAGUCCUCUUCGGAAGGCCAACGUAAUCCUUGCUGCGGACACAGUCUACUCGGAGGAGCAUCCAGAGUUGUUGUCGAAGGCGAUUCUGACAUGGCUUGCGCCUGGAAAUGCCUCCCGCGUUGUCAUCAUGUAUCCGAUGCGCGUUGCUUAUCUGGACCAGAUUCGUGAACUAUGGCAGAGACUUGAGGAGGGGGGACUCGAAACGGUGAGGGAAGGUAAAGAACAAGCCAGCGAGGACGAGGGCACUUGGGACGACGAACUGCUCUGCGAAUGGAGCAUCUGGAAGUGGAGGACGACCCAAUAG
Verruconis gallopava is the source of this 756-nucleotide messenger RNA. RefSeq lists its product as uncharacterized. The transcript has a single exon. Bases 1 to 756 code for a protein of 251 amino acids. The record is from RefSeq and is a predicted model, not a curated record. NCBI's taxonomy places the organism in Eukaryota, Fungi, Ascomycota, Dothideomycetes, Venturiales, Sympoventuriaceae.